Molecule: messenger RNA, 2059 nt
Organism: Hydractinia symbiolongicarpus
Lineage: Eukaryota; Metazoa; Cnidaria; Hydrozoa; Anthoathecata; Hydractiniidae
Exons: 2
Coding region: 454-1431 (325 amino acids)
Source: RefSeq, a predicted model, not a curated record
UUUCUGUUUCUACUCUUCAUCAGCAUCAUCUUCGUUUUUGUCAUCACCAUUUUCAUCCUCUUCAUCAAGAGGAUUAUUUCUAUCCUUGCUAUCGUGUUUGUUACUAUUUGGAAAUUUUUUGGGUUGAUUCUUCCCGUUGUCAGAAUUUGGACUUGUCCUAUCAGGAUAAUUGUUCAGUUAUUUGUACUGUUCCUUGUAUCCACAUCGCAUGGCGAAAUCGACAACCCUGGAGGAAAUUCCCAAAAUGCUGACACCGGAAAGAAUACAACAGGAGUAAAUAAGACAACUGAAGCAGCUAAGGACAAUUCCUCAAUUAUUUAUUUGACCUCAAGUCCCAAUUUGAAUUCGAAUUCAACUAACUUUACUGCACAUGAUGCAGUUGGUGUAACCAGCACAUUAGAAGAAAUAGAUAGCAAUAAAAACUCUACUGUAAUCAGUCCAGGAGAUAACAAAAUGGCCAACAUUUCAUCUAUGCAACCAACUGAUCAUGCUAUGGAAAUUGCUGCAGCUAAUUUUAAAAAUUUUAGCCAAAUAUCAACCAACCUAGAUCACGAUAAAGAAUCAUUUUUCAACAAUAAUGCGCCAACUAAUGGCAAAAAUAAUACAGAUAAAAUUGAAUCUGCAAGCUACAACUCUACAAAUGAUAAUACAACGUCUAGCAACAACACAGCAAAGCACUCAGUAGUGUUGGGACCUUACGUCAAUGAAGACGGAGACGUUAUGGAAAUCAAGAAUUUUCACGCAAAUGCACAUCGUCAAUACAAGAAAUCAAGAAAUUCAAAGAAGCAUACAUUUGGUAAAUCCAGUACCGGUGCUCCAGCGGUUGGUAGGGACGUUGUUAAAAUCCAGCAGGAGUUAAGUGAUAAUUCUGAAGAAUUCAACAAGGCACAUGGGCUGCAAAAAAAACACGAGACAAAAGUCGAGUAUAACAUACUGGAAGACGGAGGAAUGCAGAAGAAACAUGUAACUCAUCUUACGUACAACAUUGUUGAACCCAAUGCUCAUAAAAGAAUGCUAAAGAAAAGAGAAAGGGGGACGACGAGCACCGCAUCUGUUGCUCGUGGACGAAUGCCAUUUAACCAGAUGUCGGAGCUGAAAACAAGAACAGUGCUACAAGAGAAAGCAAAACAGAACUCGCAAAUACCACUGCAACAUAAUAAAAUUGACCAUAAAAAACGUGCUGGUACAAACGUCCGAAAGUCGAACACAGCCCAACAACUUAAGGGUACCAAAAUGAAUAAAUCAUCGAAUCGGCUAUCAACUGCUGCCAAGAAAGUUAAGGAAAGCAAGAAGGUGAUGAUUCAAAGAAAAAAUGCACAACUGACAAAUAAACGAACAAAAUCACUUUCAAUAAACAAGAAAAAACAGGAAAAGCAAGGUCGCAAACAGCUUCACAAAGAUAAAGGCGACCAUAAAUGGCACGUGCCUUAAAUGACAGUUACAAAAUUAACUGUUUUGUAUAAUUAACUUUGCACAUAACUGCUAAUUAAACAACGCAACAUUCAUGAGAGCAAGAUUUCAGCGAAGCGCUGGUUUGCACAGAUCCACUGAAGAAAAGAACACAUUAAUUUUCUUUACACAAAAUUGAAAAUAGAUUGAAGCUGUCUGCUUAUUUAGAGAAAGGAUCUUGUCAUUUUUUAAAUCUUACCUUUAAAAGUUGCUGGUAUGAAUGAUAAUCAGGGUAACUAAGUAUUCAUGGUAAUAUGUUCAAAAGAAACUAUCAAACUAUAGGUGCAAACAUAUUUACAUUAUCACAUACCUUCAACUCUUAAAACAGCACCUCAUUUUUCCUAAUACUUGAUGUCCAGCGUUAAUCAGCCUAAUUAUCGAAACUUCCAAUUCGAAAAUCUUAAGAAACGAUCGAGAUCUAUUCUAUUACAUCGACGGAUGGAGAUCUAUUCUUUAUUAUUCAUCAUUCAACAUAAUGAGCUAAACUUUAAGAUUUACAUCUCAAAAAAAACAAAAAAGAUUAUUCCAAAUAAUAAAAAAAUUUCAUAGACUCAUUUUUUAAGCUCUUUCAAAUCCAGACAACUUUUUUGUUACAGAAGGUAGCUAAGCU